Messenger RNA from Trichomycterus rosablanca, 1574 nucleotides. It is a transcript of the gene ccsapb, whose product is annotated as centriole, cilia and spindle-associated protein b. The record is from RefSeq and is a predicted model, not a curated record. The coding region runs from base 68 to 874 and encodes 268 amino acids. Gene Ontology annotation, cellular component: ciliary basal body; centriole; spindle. Lineage: Eukaryota; Metazoa; Chordata; Actinopteri; Siluriformes; Trichomycteridae. Gene Ontology annotation, molecular function: microtubule binding. The transcript has 4 exons. Gene Ontology annotation, biological process: regulation of mitotic spindle assembly.
CAAUCAGCUGCUUCUGUACUAUUCUGAUCGGCUUAGUGCAACUCAAAACCUUUAAUUUUAGGGGAACAUGGUGACCAAGCGAAUCAGGUCAGAAUAUAUGAAGAAAUUUAAAGACCCCAAAUGGGAAACGUACGCGAAGUGUUAUGAGGACUUGGUGAAGUACAGGCUGUCCAGGAGACUGUUGGAGCAGGCACACAGCCCGUGGUUUUGGGAUGAAAGUGGAAGCGACACAGAGUCCAGUGGUGAAUCAACACCUCAGCACAGGAGGACAGUGGAACCAGUCCAGCUGCAAGAACAAAGUGAACCAGAGGCGACUGUAGAACAACCUGAACAGCAAACUGCAGAGGCAGUAAACACUGAGGGUUCUGAUGCAAGAGAGGCUGAAACAAGCCACAUCAGGGAACAAGUUACAGAAGAUAUUGAACCUCAAGAAAAGGAGGAAGAAAAAAGCAGAAACGUUUCCCGUACUGCAGCUCUUAUACAUUCACAAACGGAUCCCCGUGUACAGAACAACACUAAACGAAAGACACACUAUACACAAAAGCCAGCCCGACCAAAGGCCAAGCAUACCAUCACCAAAGACACUGAUAAAGGAAGCAGACAUCCUUUUGCUCUGUAUGGCUCAGGAGAAAGACAGGCAGAUAUGGCUUCUAAAAGAACCCACAACGUGAGUGCAGGUGCAUCAACCAAAGAGAUCCAUGAAUCAGCGCUACGAGCAAAAACCAGACGAGAGGUUGAGAAACGGAUAAAGAAAGUGGGCAAGGAGAGAGCAAAAUCUGCUGACCAGGAGAACCUAACCAGAACCAAGCCUUUCCCUGAUUAUAACCCAUGGAUGACUGAGUACAUGCGCUGCUUCUCUGCUAGAUCACAGUAAACCUCCUAAGACUGUUUGGAUUUGGCUUGGCAAUCUUUUAAACUAGAUUACUAUUAUGCAAAUCAAUCAGGAAAAAGACAUUUUAUCUUGCAAGACGGGCACUAUGUGUCACUUUUUAACUGGGUUAUUGACUUCAAAAUCAUGAUAAUUAGUUUCCAAUAAAUAACUGUUAAUUAACUGCAUCAUUAUACAGAAUGACAUGGUUAUGCAUCAGGUAGUGUGACUGACACACAGUACCAGGGUUAUAAGGACCUUGGAUUGAAUUGCUCCACCGGCCGUGACACAUUUUCAGUGUCUGCAUAACUUUCAAUAAGAUAAAUACACUAUAUGUCCAAAAAGUAGACACCUGAGCAUGAGCUUUUUGGAAAUCCCAUAACAAAAUCAUGAACAGUUAUAUGGAGUUGGCAUCUUGUUUGUGCCUAUAAAAGCCUCUAUUUAAUAGGAAUUAUUACAUAUGUGAAUUUAGAUUGUUUAAACUUAUUUCUUUGCAGUGGCAAAUCAGAUUAGUGUAUUUUAUCUCUAACACAUGACAAGAGAGCAGCCUGUACUGGGACUAAUGGGUUUCAUUAAAACCACAAUGUUUUAACUAAACUGAUCUGGGUCAAAUUACCAUCCAUUUACACAUUCCAAGUGUUGUCAACAGUUUUCAUUUUGUAACCUAUUAUAUAAUGUUGUUUAACAUUGUGUAAUGUGUUUUGUA